UUUCAAUAUAAGCUUUAUUUUUUUUAUCAACUUGUUUGCCUUUUUGGUUCUAUAAAUUCUGCGCUUCAAGCAGCGCGAAUCCCCUCCCACUUUUCUUCUUCUUCUUUCUUACCACACUUUUUAGAUAUUUAUUAUAUACCUUAAUGGUUCCGUGAGAGCUCUGCCUCUGUACCGUAUUAAGCCUUUCUUCUACAUGUUCUCUCUCAGUUAUGAUUGAUUGAGCUUCAGCUCCUGAUUUCUUGAUCCCUUCUGAGCAUCAACACCAUUUUUUUUUUUUAUAUAUUUAUUUCCAAGCUCAUCUUAAAUGCCCAACAUCUUGUUCUUGAUGUUUGAGAUUCAUGUAUCAAAUUCUCAGUGAAAUAUUAUUUUCUGGGUGUAUGAUCAAUUCCACUGUUAGACGCAGGACCCAUCUAGUUCAAUCCUUCUCAGUUGUUUUCCUUUACUGGCUCUACUACGUUUCAUGAUUUCUAACCCUCUCCUAGUUUCUGAUUAUUAAAGUAUAUUAUUAUUACUAUUAUUAUCUGCAAUAUUUUUCUGGUUUUGUGUUUAGUCUAGUGUCUGGGUCCUGCGAACAAGUGUCCAUCUUCUUUGUUAAACUUUUGAAUAAUUUUAAGCUUGUAUCGGUCUCUCUCACAUGGCUUCCUCAAGUGGAACAUCUUCAGGAUCAUCUCUGCUUCAAAACUCUGGUUCAGAGGAGGACUUGCAGGCGUUGAUGGAUCAGAGGAAGAGGAAGAGAAUGAUAUCAAACCGUGAAUCUGCAAGGCGAUCUCGAAUGAGGAAACAGAAGCACUUGGAUGAUCUUGCUUCUCAGGUGGCUCAGCUCAGGAACGAGACUCACCAGAUACUCACAUCCCUCAACCUCACUACCCAACAGUACUUGACUAUUGAGGCUGAAAACUCAGUUCUGAGAGCUCAAGUGGGUGAGCUAAGCCACAGGCUAGGGUCUUUGAACGAAAUUAUCGACCUCUUCAAUGCCACCAAUGGGUUUUUUGGUUCUUCUGCAGGGGCACCAAGCUCCUUCAAUGAGCCCCCCAAUAGCUUCUUCAACCCUUUAAAUAUGGCCUAUGUGAACCAACCAAUCAUGGCUUCUGCAGACAUGUUGCUGUACUGAGAUGAGAUCUAUUGGGCUUUCUGGAUUUUAGAUAGAGAGAGAAAAGAGGGGUAUUGUACUAUUAUUGUUGAUUUCUUUUAGGUUUGAGUCUGUUGAGAAAUUGUAAUCAGUGUCAUAUAUGCCAGAUAGUGUGUGAUGGAAUAAUCAUGAAUGUGUAUUGUAUCAUAAAGCGGGUAAGCUUGUUGGGUGCUGGUUCUGUAAAUGGGCCCUUGUAGUGUUCAGAGAUCGGUCUAUUAAGGUUGUGUGAUUUGAGCCACUAUUAUGAUGUAACUCUCCUUUGCUAUAUUAUAAUAAUAUUG
This is a messenger RNA of Gastrolobium bilobum, 1410 nucleotides long. Its product is annotated as bZIP transcription factor 11-like. Bases 635 to 1111 code for a protein of 158 amino acids. Gene Ontology annotation, molecular function: transcription cis-regulatory region binding; DNA-binding transcription factor activity. The transcript has a single exon. Lineage: Eukaryota; Viridiplantae; Streptophyta; Magnoliopsida; Fabales; Fabaceae. The record is from RefSeq and is a predicted model, not a curated record. Gene Ontology annotation, biological process: positive regulation of DNA-templated transcription. Gene Ontology annotation, cellular component: nucleus.